Molecule: messenger RNA, 2112 nt
Organism: Kockovaella imperatae
Lineage: Eukaryota; Fungi; Basidiomycota; Tremellomycetes; Tremellales; Cuniculitremaceae
Exons: 4
Coding region: 291-1988 (565 amino acids)
Source: RefSeq, a predicted model, not a curated record
ACGAGUAGUUGAUGCAGCCCCAUCUACCUUUGCACACCGUGUUCCGCCGCCCCCAGAUUUUCCGAGAGCUUCCACUUUGCUUCGACGCGCCAAAGAUUGAACUGAUCCAGUAACAUUGCCCAUCUAGACGACUCGUUUUCGUUCGGCCCUCACCUAUUCCACAUCCAGACUUAUCUGCCCAUCUCCAUUACCUACCAUAUCGUCCUCUGCCCCCGCUUAUCCUGCAUGAUCUAUAGAAGUGCAUCUUUGUGAUCACCCCGUUCGACGUCAUCUCCUGUCUGCCUUUUCGCAUGACACACGCAUCUCCGCCUUCUCAUCAUGAGCUAUCGACAGCUGGACCUUCGACGCCCUCCGAUGCCAUAGACAUCCAAAGCGACGCCACGACACUACACAGCACUCUCGACGGCCCAGGCGAAGCAAAGGAAUUCCUGGGUCAUCGAGAGAACCCAGCCUCGCCGGAGAAGGACAUCGAUGAACACGCGCCUCAUCACCGCCCUCGAGGAGCUUCAGCAGACGUGGGUGAGGGUACAAAUGGUAGUGUGUCAGGCGCAAAGAAGCGGAAAAAGAGGCCUGGAUGGAAAGGAUGGGCUUUGGUCGUGGAGGAUGAAGCUGGAAAUGUGUUGGAAUACAGGCCAAGGGGAGAAAGCCCUGAACCAGGAGCACAGGAUACGACCUCCGGAGAAGGAUCAGCCGCUGUAGAUCCUACGAUGCGAAAGGCAAAGAGUAUGAGCCCGUUCGUCGGAUCCAGAUCAUCGGGUGCCAGUCGACAAAGCACAGUCACUUCACCUUUGGCCACAUCUCAAGCUUUGGAGAAGACCACUUCAAGGGAUGCACCUCUAAGAAAGCGUAGACGUGGAUCAUCCGCACGCAUAGAUACGCCAACAGCUAGUAAAUCGCCUCUCCCUCAGACCGUCUCCCUACCCGAAUCUGCGCCUUCACCUCCACUCCCACCGACCGCCAUUCCACCCCACGUCAUACCAGCUGAACAUCCUAAAUCUUCCUCCUAUCCAUCCGCUAGCUCGUCCACACCUCGAUCCCGCGUCCGAACCAUCUCGCCUGGUCGUGUCGGAACAUCCCAAGCUAGAGAAGAUGCUCGUGUCGCCAGAGAAGCUAGAAAUGAAGCUCGGUCAAGGGUGUCAACUCCCAUUCUCUCCGCCGUCGUAUUACCCGACGAUGCCCCCUUGCCCCGUGUACCCCGCGCCGGAAUGGGUGAAGCUCACCCUCCGCCGCCAGAAAGUGAUGUCAGGGCAGAGGCCAUGUUUUUGAUUGAAGCGGCCGAACGGAAACGUGAGGAGAAUCGGGCAAGACGGGGCCGGGACGAGACCCAUUCACCGAGAGAGGCCGAGCAUCGCCACGAGUGGCAUGGAGACCAGACUCCCGACGACGAUCAGGCCCGACGAUUCUGGAAGGGACAGAAUGGCAACGGAUCUCGAGCAAAUGGCGUUUCUGAUCACGACUGCCCAUCUCGAUAUGGCUCUAACGGCCAGCCCUCGCGUCCAAUGAAGUCUCACGAAGCUUCUCAGAACGGUCACAACUGGGCUGACGAUUUCGAGGCUCAAUUCCACGCAAUACAGGAGGAUUAUGCGCGUCGAGAAUCUUCCUAUCGAGCUGCUGCUGCUGCUGCUGCCGACGAGGAGUCUACUCCGUCCGCCUCAAAUCAAGAAGCUGCUCUGGGGCGCGGUCUGAACGACGUGAGACCGCCGAAAUUCCACGAUGGUCAAAGGCCGACUGUGAUUCUCACCAGUCAAGUGAAACGAUCUCGAGAUCGAUUUGAGAGGGAUCACAAGGAUGGGUACGAUGGACUGACACCGGAAGUUGUGGCAGACUGCGAUGGAUUUGUGAAUAACGUCAGGGACAAUUUACGCAACAUUGUCGUCUACUUCUUGCCGCAACCUUCUGCUCGACGCGAUGCCUUUUUGGAACGGGUCGGCAGAGGAUUGGUAGACCUUGGAUGGCAAUUGACAGAUACAGGCGAUGCGGCGCUUUGAGAUGUGGACAUGGUCUGAUUAUAGUGUCUUGUCUCUCUGACGUGCAAUGUAUGUGUCUCAUGCGCCGACGUGUGAUUCAGUGUAUCGGUGGCGACUGAUCCACACAAAGCCCAGCUGUCUCAUG